Molecule: messenger RNA, 768 nt
Organism: Musa acuminata AAA Group (dessert banana)
Lineage: Eukaryota; Viridiplantae; Streptophyta; Magnoliopsida; Zingiberales; Musaceae
Product: actin-depolymerizing factor 5
Exons: 3
Coding region: 192-623 (143 amino acids)
Biological process (GO): actin filament depolymerization; actin filament bundle assembly
Cellular component (GO): cytoplasm; actin cytoskeleton
Molecular function (GO): actin filament binding
Source: RefSeq, a predicted model, not a curated record
CAACAAUCCAACAAAGCCAUGCACCAUUGUUUAUCCAAAUCAUUUACACCCUAAAAAGCUGACAUGACAGACGUGUUUAAUUAUUUCUCAGCCUCUAUAUCAAGCUCAGGAAGACAUGUCCCAAAAGACUAGCAGGAUUAGGUCGGCUCUGAAAGCAGGCACCGGCAAGCUUGUUGCUGUCUGCUGUAACCAUGGCCAUGGCUUUCAAGAUGGCGACGGAGGGGAUGCGGGUGAAACAGGAGUGCCUGAGCUCGUUCAUGGAGAUGAAGUGGAAGAGGGUGAGCCGGUACGUGGUGUACAAGAUCGACGAGAAGACGAGAGAGGUGAUGGUGGACAAGGUGGGCAGGCCCGGCGAAGGCUACGACGGCCUCGCCGCCUCCCUCCCCAACGACGACUGCCGCUACGCCGUCUUCGACUUCGACUUCGUCAGCGUCGACAACUGCCCCAAGAGAAAGAUGUUCUUCAUCACAUGGUCUCCAACAGCAUCAAGGAUCAGAUCAAAGAUACUGUAUGCUACCUCAAAGCAAGGGCUGAGGAGGCUGCUUGAUGGGAUCCACUAUGAGGUGCAGGCAACCGAUCCUACGGAGAUGGGGUUUGAUGUAAUCAAAGAGAGAGCCAACUGAGCAGAUGAAUGCAUGGCCUCUCAAUCUAGCUAGUAAUAUAUAUAUAAUGACUAAGUAGUAUUCAUGAGGGGGGAUAGAUAACCUUUAGCUCAGCUGAGCAUAGCAUAUAGCACGAGCAAAGGGAUGCAGAGCACCAGAACACGAG